AUGCACCACAGACGGAUACAGACACAGGAUGCACCACAGAUGGAUACAGACAGAGGCUGCACCACAGACGAAUACAGACAGAGGAUGCACCACAGACGGAUACAGACACAGGAUGCACCACAGAUGGAUACAGACACAGGAUGCACCACAGAUAUAUACAGACAGAGGAUGCACCACAGACGGAUACAGACACAGGAUGCACCACAGAUGGAUACAGACAGAGGCUGCACCACAGACGAAUACAGACAGAGGAUGCACCACAGAUGGAUACAGACACAGGAUGCACCACAGAUAUAUACAGACAGAGGAUGCACCACAGACGGAUACAGACACAGGAUGCACCACAGAUGGAUACAGACAGAGGCUGCACCACAGACGAAUACAGACAGACGAUGCACCACAGAUGGAUACAGACACAGGAUGCACCACAGACGGAUACAGACAGAAGAUGCACCACAGACGAAUACAGACACAGGAUGCACCACAGAUGGAUACAGACAGAGGAUGCACCACAGACGGAUACAGACACAGGAUGCACCACAGAUGGAUACAGACAGAGGCUGCACCACAGACGAAUACAGACAGAGGAUGCACCACAGACGGAUACAGACACAGGAUGCACCACAGAUGGAUACAGACACAGGAUGCACCACAGAUAUAUACAGACAGAGGAUGCACCACAGACGGAUACAGACACAGGAUGCACCACAGACGGAUACAGACAGAGGAUGCACCACAGACGGAUACAGACACAGGAUGCACCACAGAAGGAUACAGACAGAGGAUGCACCACAGACGGAUACAGACACAGGAUGCACCACAGAUGGAUACAGACAGAGGAUGCACCACAGAUGGAUACAGACAGAGGAUGCACCACAGACGGAUACAGACACAGGAUGCACCACAGAUGGAUACAGACAGAGGAUGCACCACAGACGGAUACAGACACAGGAUGCACCACAGACGGAUACAGACAGAGGAUGCACCACAGACGGAUACAGACACAGGAUGCACCACAGACGGAUACAGACACAGGAUGCACCACAGAUGGAUACAGACAGAGGAUGCACCACAGACGAAUACAGACACAGGAUGCACCACAGACGGAUACAGACACAGGAUGCACCACAGAUGGAUACAGACAGAGGAUGCACCACAGACGGAUACAGACACAGGAUGCACCACAGACGGAUACAGACACAGGAUGCACCACAGAUGGAUACAGACAGAGGAUGCACCACAGACGAAUACAGACAGAUCAUGUAG
Molecule: messenger RNA, 1266 nt
Organism: Thalassophryne amazonica
Lineage: Eukaryota; Metazoa; Chordata; Actinopteri; Batrachoidiformes; Batrachoididae
Product: zinc finger protein 678-like
Exons: 1
Coding region: 1-1266 (421 amino acids)
Source: RefSeq, a predicted model, not a curated record